AUGACCCACAAGUUUGAAUCCACCUACUUCUUCAAGACCGACGAGGAUCAACCCAAAGGACCUCAAGCCAGAUGUCACGAGUGGAGCGAUAAGAACUCCCACAAGUUCUUUGUUGCCAUCGAUGGACCACGGCGCUUUGAGUACUCGAGCUACAAAGACCCGGCCAGGUUCUUAGAGGCGUAUGCUGAUGUCCCAGACGCUGAGCGAUGCUUUUUUGAACAGAUCCGUGAAGGCCAGGCCUGUAACGAGUACUAUGACAUCGACUGGACUCUCGGUCAAGUCGCAGACGAGAGCGACAUCUUGAGACUGGAACAGCAGGUGUUCACUGCGUUCUUGAAUGUGCGCAACCAACAUGCACCAGACUAUCCUCUCGACAUAGCACAUUGUCGUGUAUUGAGUGCAUCCAAUAACAAGAAGAUAUCACUCCACAUCGUCAUUCCAACAUAUGUGUUCGAGAACAAUAACAUGCACAUGAAAGCCUUCGUGCUUGCAUUCCAGGACACUUGGAAGCGUUCGGCACCCAACGAGGACUCUGCGCUGCUCGAAGGCCAUAUCGAUAUGGGGGUCUACAACAGGAACCGAAUCAUGCGGAUCCUUGGGAGCUGUAAGUUAAAAGAACCAAGUCGUCCACUGCUUCGAGCCGUGUGGCAUGAGCCAUCCAUGGUGGCUGAAGACGAAGAAUUUCUCAUCACCAACAUUGGACCUGACUGUAUCCAGGUGACUUGUUCGACCCAAGAAGUCGUGCGAGCACCGUCAACGUCAAGAAGUCCUCGAACGUGUCGUGAUCAAGUCCAGUCGACAAUGCCCCAGCAGCUUGUGGAUACUGUGAAGGCUAAGUUCAUGCAGACGCCACAGGCGACCCAUCCAGCAGGUGUUGAGGUGUGCAAGCGGGAUCUCGCUCUUGCAGUCGAAAUCGAAGUUGUUAUGGCCUUACAGACGCCCCAUGGACUGACGCGUGCGGACAUCUUGGACGAUGCUCGGUUCCUGCCCUGGAACCACCUGGCGCCACUUGAACACUUGCAACUUGGACACGGUAAGCUUGAGGUCCGUGGGCCGCAGCCUCCCAGCCUGUUGAUUCGAUGCGACACGGGUGGCGGCAAGACCGUGUACACAGAAGAACUUGUCAAGGCCAACAAGAAGUCCCGAUUCGUUGCCAUCACCUGUCGGCGGUCGCUGGCGGACAUGCUGGAAGAGCGACUGGGCUUCGAGAACUACCAGGAUAUCUCGGACAUUAUUGCUUGUGACUGGGUGGUCGUUCAAGCAGAGUCGUUGUACAAAAUCAAUCUGAAGUUCUACUGCGAAGAUACGAUCCUGAUCCUGGAUGAAGUCAGCUCGCUGAUCAAGCAGAUGUGCAGCGACAAGACCCAUGGCAACAAGCACAAUCUCAAUCUACAGGUCUUCGAGCGGCUCAUCCAACGAGCGACCCGAGUAAUCUGUCUUGACGCGGAUCUGUCUGACGAGGAGGUCGAGAUAAUGAAGAGUCUUCGCAGUGACUUCAUCGUCUGGAACAACACGUUCCAACAGCAGAAGGAUGACAACGUUGUCUUGUUUGAUUCCAAGAUGAAGCUCAUCCAGGAGGCACUGGACCUGCUUCGACUUCACAAGCGGCUGUGGAUCUCCAGCACCAUGAGUGCCAGAUGUACCGAGGCAUUGCAUGCCAUGUUAACAAAAGCAGGCUACAAGGGCAAAUGCGUGACUAAGAACGUGGACGAGGCUUUCAAACGGGAUGCCAGCAAGGACAUCAAUAACGUCAUGGCCGGUCUGGAUUACUUUAUCCAUACGCCCACCAUCAGCGUCGGAGUUGACUACAACACCAAAGGCCAUGUGGACUGCGUUAUCGGGAUCUUCAGCACAUGCAGCGAAGUUGACGUUGAGAGCUGCAUGCAGAUGAUGCGGCGUGUGCGCCAUGUCAAUGAUAAGACAUACCUGGUGCAUGUAGACGCUGCCAUCAAGGAUCUUCCAGCUACAGCACCAGAAGUCAAGGACUGGAUCUGCAAUCAACUCGACAUCGUUACAGGCAAAGUCCGAUGGAGCUCCACAUUGAAGUUGCAGUUUGACGAUGCCAACAACCUCACCAUCCCUGAUGAUCUGUAUCACCGCAUGUACUGCCAUGUGAUGGCCAAGAAGCAUCUCUCCAUGAACAACUUCCGGUCACGGCUUAUCCGACGAAUGACACAGGCUGGAUGCAUUGUCACCGGCAGGGGUGACAAACUUCCCAGGGGCCAUCCGAUUCCUAAGGAGCUGAAAGAGAAGGAGAAAGAGAUCGCAGCCGCCUGGCAUCAGCAGAUUGCCAGCGCAGGUGCAAUUAGUCCAGACGAGUUCGAGAGGCUUUCUCGUGGAACACGAGAGUUGGAUUCUGAUCAGCGGGCUUCAGUGCACAGGUUUGCACUCAUGCGAGCGUAUGAUGUCCAGGAACAUGGCACGAUCACCGAAGAGUGGGUCAGAACGUACGACAAGCCACACGAGAAGGAGUGUUACAGGAAUCUUAUGGCACUGUCUCCAAGCUGUGGACCGUCUUUGAAAUCAUGCUUGGAGGUUGUGCAGCAGCGGGAGGACCUUGGUCAGGAUUAUAGUCUGCGGGGACCAACAACCGCUGACGCGCACAGCAGGCUCGAGAGAUCCCAGUUCGUGAAGCUGGGAUAUGUGGUUGACAUCCUGUUGGCUUGCGGAUUCGAGGACCCGUUCGCUACUAAUGAGGUACCGGCAGAGGAUAUCAAGAUCCUUGGUGCCAAGAUCGGAACUCCUGAAUUCAACAAGCGCAGGACAAAGUACUGCCUCAAGCACUGCUCGAGCGUCGGCUCUGCCAAUGACAGCCCACUCAGGCGUCGUUCAACACAAUAA
Molecule: messenger RNA, 2841 nt
Organism: Linnemannia hyalina
Lineage: Eukaryota; Fungi; Mortierellomycota; Mortierellomycetes; Mortierellales; Mortierellaceae
Source: the annotation of a GenBank genome assembly